ACAUGCAACGAAAAUGGAGAAAAAGAUUGCAAACAAAGCUUAAAAGAAUCUUUUGCGAGUGGCAAGCAUUUUACAUUGACAUUGACGAGCCAAAUAAUUAACGUGCGCUGCAUAUUAAAGAAUUAUUGCCAACACAAGUACCAUCUUCUACUUUUCAAACUCACUCCUCUCAUCUCAUCUUUGCCGGAAAGAGACCAUGGCUGAAAUGAUCCUCAGUUUCGUUGUGGAAGCAGCUCUGUCCAGGGUGUCUUCGCUCAUGGCCAAUGAAAUCAUCAGUGCUUGGAAGCUCAACGACGAGUUUAAAGGCCUUCAAGACUCGCUCACCAUGAUUCGUGAUGUGCUUCAAGAUGCAGAGGAACAACAAACGGAAAAAGAAUCUGUGAAGCGCUGGCUGAAGAAGCUCAAGGAAGUAGCUUAUGAUGCUGAGGAUGUCUUUGAUGAGUUAGCCUAUGAGAAUCUUCGACGAAAGGUUGAGAUGCCAGAUCAACCGGGAAUGGAGGUACGCAACUUUUUUUCAUUCUCCGAAGGCAUUCGUUAUGUCAAAAAGGUUGCGUUGCAUGUCAAAAUGGUCCACAAAGUUAGGAAAGUAAAUGAAUCGUUGAAUAAGAUUAAGAACGAAGCUAUGGGUUUUGGACUUCAAGUCUCAUCUAGUGAUAGAAAAAUGCCUCAAAUAGAUUUGGAUCGGCUGACAGACUCAGUCCUUGACAACCCAGUUGUGGGGAGGGAAGCUGAUGUCUCUAAGAUUGUGAACUUGCUGAGUCGUUCCUGUGACCAGCAAGUUCUCACCAUUGUUCCCAUAGUGGGGAUGGGCGGUUUGGGGAAAACAGUUUUAGCUAAAUUGGUAUGUCAAGAAGUAAUAGAAAAAAAGCUUUUUGAUCUUAAAAUAUGGGUUUGUGUCUCUGAUAACUUUGAUGAACAAAGAAUUUUAGGGGAAAUGCUGCAAACUCUCAAUGCAAAUAUGGGUGGGAUGACCAACAAAGAUGCAAUACUUCAACAACUUGAAAAGGCAUUAGAAAGCAAAAAGUUUCUACUUGUUCUUGAUGAUGUUUGGAAUAAUGAAUCUGAUAGGUGGGAUGAGUUGAAGACUCGUUUGAUAAGAAUUAGUAGAAACAAUGGAAAUGCUAUUCUUGUAACAACUCGUACCGAGCAAGUGGCAUCAAUAGUAGAGACUUCUACUCAUUACAGGCAUAAACUGGGUUGGUUAUCCGAUGAUGAAUGCUGGUCCAUUAUGAAGGAAAGGGCACUUAGAAGUGGAAGAAAAUCAAUCCCCACAGACUUGGAGGACAUUGGAAGGGAGAUUGCCGAAAAAUGUGGAGGAGUUCCAUUAGCUGCAAAAGUUUUAGGUGGGACAAUGGGCUUCAAAAUGGACAAGGAAGAAUGGUUGUCUAUUGGAAACAGUAAUGUUUUGAGUAAGGGUAACGUUGAGUCUAUAUUGAAACUAAGUUUUGAUCACUUGCCUUCACAUCUGAAGUCAUGUUUCGCAUACUGUUCAGUUUUCCCGAAAGAUACUCAGAUAGAAAAAGAACAAUUAAUUCGGUUGUGGAUGGCUGAAGGUCUUGUAGGGAUAUCUAAUGAAGAUGAGGCCAACAAGUACUUUAAUGCCUUAGUUCAGAAUUCCUUUUUCCAAGAUGUUGAAAGGGAUGAAUAUGAGAAUGUUAGAUGGUGCAAGAUGCAUGAUCUUGUGCAUGACCUUGCACUGUCACUUUCAAACUCUGAGACGCUGACUUUGGAAAAUUGUUCUGCUGUUGAUGACAUAUCAUGCAUUCGUCGUUCAUAUGUAGAUAGGCAAAAUGCAACCAUUUUAAUGGAAUUUCCAACAGGCGGUGCUAAGAAGUUGCGUAGUUUACUCAUGAAGGAUAUUGAGUUUGAUGGAUCUUGGAAACUGAAAAGCUUGCGUGCCCUACACUUCAUGAGUUCUUAUGAUAUCAAAGAGUUGCCAUCUUCAGUUGGUAAGUUGAAACUUUUGAGAUAUCUCAACAUCUCAUUCACUAAUAUUGAAGUGUUGCCUGAAUUCAUCAGCGAGCUCUACUAUUUGCAAACAUUAAGAUUUCUUAAGUGUCGGUCACUUACAGUAGUUCCUAGAAACAAAAUAUGCAAUCUGAUCAGCUUGAGGCAUCUUGAUUUUGAUAAUAAGUCUCAUAUGCCAUCUAAGGUGGGGCGGUUAACUUGUCUCCAAACACUGUCAUUGUUUGUUGUGGGUCCAAAUAGGGGAGGUAGCAUUCAAGAACUAGAAUGCUUACACCAAAUAAGUGGGGAGUUGGUAAUAAAUCAUCUUGAGGAGGUGAGAGACAAAGCAGAAGCACAGAAAUCAAACCUACAGGAGAAAACGAAAUUAAAAGCCCUUACAUUUGAAUGGAGUGAUGUAAUAGAAAGAAGCAGCAGCAACAACGAUGAGGAAGUGUUGGAAGGUCUUGAGCCUCACCCAAAUAUAGAGAGAAUAAAGAUAAAGAAUUACAGGGGUGAAAAGUUCCCGCCGUGGCUGUAUAAGAUGAAAAUAACGAGUGAUUCUGUCACUGUAUUCGAUAAUUUGGUGGAACUUCAAUUGUUGGAGAGUAGGUGUUGUAAAAAACUCCCAAGGCUUGGACAUCUUCCUCGUCUUAAAAUGCUCAAAAUAGAAAAAAUGAAUAUGAUCAGACGUAUAGAGAAUGAAUUCUAUGGAAUUGACACUGGAAGCAAUGGACAACGGGGACCUUUUCCAGAAUUAAAGAAAUUAUUUUUGAGUUAUAUGCCGAAUUUAGUUGAAUGGGAGGCACCAACUGUAGAUAAAGGAGGCGAAACAGCUGUGUUUUCUUGUCUUGAAGAAUUGAGCAUUAGUUAUUGUGCUUUGUUGACAAAAAUUCCGUUAAGUGAUCUUCCAUUGCUUCAAAGACUGGAAAUCCUUAAUUGUGAAGAAUUGAUCUAUUUAUUCAAUGAACUUCAGUCCUUCCAGUCUCUUAAAAGCAUUAAAAUUGGAUGGUGUAGUAAAUUAACUUGUCUUCCAAGUGGGCUGAAAUCCUUCACUUCUCUGAAAUCAUUGGAAAUAGAUGAAUGCCGUGAGCUGACAUCGGUUCCCGAAUAUUUAGGAGAAUUUCGUUCUCUUAAUGAUUUACGAAUAACAAAGUGUCGAAGUUUGAUUUACUUCCCAAAGACGAUGUUAGGUAGGCUCACUCGAUUGAGGCAAUUAGCAAUUGGUGGUUUCUCUAAGGAGUUGGAUUCUUUCCCUUAUCUGAAUUCAAUCCAAGACCUUCCAUCCCUUGAAUCCUUAACUAUAUAUGGGGAUUAUUAUGGUGGAGGUAGAACAAAGUCUCUGCCAGAUCAACUUCAAUGCCUCACUGCCCUUAACUCAUUGUCUAUAUGGGAUUUCAAUGGAGUGGAAGCUUUGCCAGAGUGGUUGGGCAAUCUUUCCUCUCUUCAAUCCCUUGAAAUUUGGAAUUGUAAGAAUCUGAAGUAUCUACCUACAGCUACAGACAUGCAACGGCUCUCCAAAUUAAGGAAUCUCCGCAUUGCAUAUUGUUCCUUCCUCGGGGCAAAUUGCGCCAAGGGGAGGGGCUCUGAGUGGCCCAAGAUUUCUCAUAUCCCAGACGUACGCAUAGAUGAGUACUUAUAGAUCAUGAAGGAAACGAUGGGGUGAAAAAAGUGUAGAAAAGAAUAUUCUCUUUGAGCUCUGUUGUUAAGGACACUGAACCUAUUUUACAUCUGAAAUCAAGUUUUAGGUAAUUCAAUUCCUUUCAUGUGCAAUAUCAAAAUUGAAAUUGGAUAUAAUUUCUAGAUUCUAUACAUUGAUUACGUAGCAGAAGGCAGAAGGUCAUGCUGACUUAUGUGCAGAAGUUGCAGUUAUGUUUGCAAACGUUGAGGCCUGUAAAUUUGUGUUAAAGUUUCAUAUAUAUGGCGCAGGGAAAGAUCUCAUAUUGGAAGGGCUCAAUCAUUUUUGAAUUCUUGGUGGAUCUCAUGCAAUACUAUGGUGUGGUAUAAUUAUUAAUGUCUAUCCAAAUUGUUUUUACACUCAAUUAAACCUCCUUACUUGAAAAAUCACUUCAUGUUUAUUGUUACAGCAUUAAAUUUUCUGGCUCCAUUUCCACUCUCUUUUUUUUUUUGGUGAUUUCCUUCACAAAGUAGCUGUGGAAUGAAGAGAAAAUAUUGGAAGAUGGACCUCCAUACAAUACUUCAUGAGCAUGUCUUUGGAGCCAUCAACUUUGUCAAGUGAAAGACCAAAAAAACUUUGGAGAUUGAUAUUCUGGCCUUUUGUUAGCUCUUUGUAGGAUUAUGACUUCUAAAUUUUGAGUUCAAGCAGCAAGACUGAAUACAAAAUAGAGAUAAGUUUACAUCAACAAUUCCAGCUUUGAGCCUGUUCUCAUCACGUUGCCAGCAUCCUUCAGCUAAAACUGACUAGAGGACCAAGAAAUCUCACUUUGCAAUUGGGACGCAUUAGAAGAUGGAAUGGAAUUAGUGAGUUCAAGCUUUAAGAGUAGACAAAGCUAGUGAUAAAGCUCCAUGGAAACUCUCCUCUCUGCUCAACUCUUUCUCCUGCAAUCUCUUUGAUCUACCUCAGGUUGUUUUUGUCCAUAAAUUGAGGGAAGCAAGUAUGGUUGCUGAAUCUUUAGCUAAACAGGGUCAAUCUCGUAAGCCUGAUUUUGUGGCCUUGUUUUAGAAUUGUUUUGGCUUCAGACUUUUUUCUUGUUCUACUAUUUUUUCAGUUUGGUUGUUUCACUCCUCUUUUGCUUUGGUCUUAUGAUGUUCUCUGCUUUGGUGUUUUUGGAGUGAGGUGAUUGCUGGUUUAGGUCGGGUUCUUUGGGGAAUGCCUGUUGGCAUGGGUUAGGUGGCAGCUCUCCUCACCUCCUGUAUAUUUCUUUUCUUCAAUAAAAUUUCUUGCUUACAUAUA
Messenger RNA from Hevea brasiliensis (rubber tree), 4858 nucleotides. RefSeq names its product disease resistance protein RGA2. The coding region runs from base 197 to 3586 and encodes 1129 amino acids. NCBI's taxonomy places the organism in Eukaryota, Viridiplantae, Streptophyta, Magnoliopsida, Malpighiales, Euphorbiaceae. Gene Ontology annotation, biological process: defense response to other organism. Gene Ontology annotation, molecular function: ADP binding. The transcript is spliced from 4 exons. The record is from RefSeq and is a predicted model, not a curated record.